AAACCAAGUGAGACGCAAAUACCUCCCCCAAGGGGCUAGAGUGAGAAGCAACAAGCGACGGCCGUUUCAACAGGUUGAUCACAGCGUGUAGGAUCAUGUGUUGCUUCAGCAUACUAUUAAUAAUAUUUGACUGUUAUUAGUGAAGUGGUUGUGAAUACAAAUUCGAAAUGCGGUUGCGUGGUAUUGUGGAACUAAUACUACUCGGAGUACAGGUGUGCGGGAUUGUUUUAGUUUCGGGAAUGUCGGACGUAUGGGUGGAACUGCGUGCGCCGCGGUUCGUAGUGCAUCGCAAUAGCGCCGUGCUUAGAUGUGAACACAAUGUAGACCCAGACUCUCUAUAUAAGGUUGUUUUCUUCAAGAAUGGCCAGAGAAUCAUGAAGUUUGUUAGGGGUCGGGAUCCGCCCUAUGAGCCUUAUAACUUCACGGGGGCAGAUAUCAAUCUAUUUCAAUUAACGCCCACAUCUAUAACGUUAGAGAGGAUGGAUUUCUCUGCAUCCGGACCGUACGCCUGCGAAAUAGCUUUAGAAACACCUUUGUACUCAAAAGUAUCUAAAAUACACGAAUUGAACGUAAUUGUUCGCCAGAAACACCGUCCGAAAAUAAAAAUAAGACACAAAAAGCUUUCGUCCAACGACCACCUGGAAGCGACGUGUCAGAGUGCCCCAGCUCACCCCGCACCCCACCUCACCUGGUUUAUAAAUAAUAUGAAGGUGGAUGAACGACUAACAAUACCCCAUGGAACCGUGAACGUCCACCGUCAUCAUCACGGGAUGCCGCUUUCUGUCACCAAUUCAUCGCUGCACUUCCCCCUCGCUACAUUGCAGCUGUACCCUAACCAAACUAUUGAUAUCACAUGCUUGAGUACUAUACCCAGUUACGCAAAUGUGGGUGAAGGUUUUGCGGAUGUUCAAAACCAUACAGUCACAGUGAACGUGGUUCGGUUCGAGCCCACGCCUACGCAGUUGCCAGUUAAAAUUGUUAGCGAGGAACUAAAUACGUCGUGCCGAUGUAAAAUUCACCGCUUAGUCCUAAUAGCAUUAUUAUUGGUGUGCCAUUUUAGCUUCUAA
Messenger RNA from Achroia grisella, 1067 nucleotides. RefSeq lists its product as uncharacterized. The record is from RefSeq and is a predicted model, not a curated record. Bases 168 to 1067 code for a protein of 299 amino acids. The transcript is spliced from 8 exons. Lineage: Eukaryota; Metazoa; Arthropoda; Insecta; Lepidoptera; Pyralidae.